CAUUGCAGCGACUGGUAUGGAGGGCCAUGUGUUGCCUCAGUAACCAUCGCUUGAUUGAUGUCGCCCACCGUCGUUUGUUGCUUUGAAAUUAGUUUCACCACUCAACUCAGGUGCUAGAUUUUCGAAAACCGUCCUUCUAAUCGAGAUGAUGCCCGUGGCUGGAAACAUACAAAGUGCGAGGAAGAACUGCCUUAGUCAAAAUUAUCCUUUUCGGAAGGACGAUGAUGAGCUGGAGGAUGAGGAAUGUGAACUUCCUCCAACGGAGUACGAGGAUAACUUUGCUUUUCGGAGGUUCGAAAAUAAACCGACGCUGAGGCGUGACUUUUUGCGUGAGCAAUUUAGAAAGAAAGCUACGCAGACCGUAAUUAAACAGGCCCAGCAACAGUAUGAAACGAUUCAUCGGCAGGAAGUUGAGCGGAUGCCGCUUAAGAAGAGACCAGACUAUUACCUGUCGAAAGACACCAACAGCGAACCUCAGUACAAUUUGUACAAAACUGAUGAUAUGACAACAUUCUGGAGCUAUCGGUCGAGAUCCAACGCUUCUAGGAGGAGAAAUUCCAAUUUCACAAAACCAAUCAGCGAACAGUUGGAUCAGCAGUUUGGAUAAUUAAAUGCACCAACUCAAAAUGAUUCUAUGUUUUGCAAGCGAUUUAUAUUUAGAUCACAAUUAUUAUUCUAAAUAAAGCAUCAACACUGUUUGCCAUCAUUAAUAUCACCGUGUAAGUUCUGUGACGCUUUUGUACUUAAGCCUUCUCGUCGGUCGCGGUUGUUGCUCCGGAGACGGUUGAUUGAUUAUCAUCGCUGUUUGAUGCCGCUGGUGCAUCCGUGCAGGACAACGCUGGGAACUUCUGGGUCAAAGCAGCGCGGUAUUUCGGAUGGCUGAUACCGUACACAAUCGGAUUGUAGACGGCGUUGGCCUUGGCGAAAAGUGAUCCCCAGAUGGUGGCAAGUGGGCUAAUCGGGGCUGCCUUGAAGAUACCGGUAAAGUUGAUGACCAGGUACGGAGUCCACGCCAUGAACCACAAUGAGAUGGUUACCAGAGCGACCUUUGCCAGCUUGAUUUCAGCGCUGGUCUGCUGUGCCUCGGAGGAUCGCAGCGAAGCGACAUUCAUCUUCUUGGCCUGUUCACGCAUGUUCUUCUCGUGAGCGGAGACUGCCUUCAGGAUGAAGGUGUACGAGUAGAUGAUGGUUAACAGGGGAGUCCAGUAGACGAAAAUGGCGUAAACGAUGAUGUAGGAUCGAUUCAGCCAAGUGGUAGUCAGGUAAUCGGUACCACAGGCAGUCAUGUUACCCUCUGGGACAUAACGGUUCCAUCC
Aedes aegypti (yellow fever mosquito) is the source of this 1316-nucleotide messenger RNA. RefSeq lists its product as uncharacterized. Lineage: Eukaryota; Metazoa; Arthropoda; Insecta; Diptera; Culicidae. The transcript has 2 exons. The record is from RefSeq and is a predicted model, not a curated record. The coding region runs from base 146 to 607 and encodes 153 amino acids.